AUGUCGAAUCCUCGUUUCACCUUCGCAGAAGGCCAGCCGGUCUCUGACCCUUCCACCAGCAUCACCUUGCCUACUUUGGGUGGUGGUGGCAUUACAACUCUGGGCGAUACACUUCUCAUUGAGACUUUGACUCAUUUCAACAGAGAGCGCAUUCCUGAGAGAGUUGUCCAUGCUAAGGCUGCAGGCGCCUGGGGCGAGUUCGAAGUAACUAAUGAUGUUUCUUCUCUCACUUCGGCCAAGUUCUUGAAUGGAAUCGGCAAGAAGACUCCAGUUCUGUUCCGCCUUAGUACAACCGGCGGCGAGAAGGGUAGUGCAGAUACUGUCCGGGAUGUACGAGGUUUCUCUGUCAAGUUCUUCACCGAGGAAGGAAACCAUGACAUUGUGGGAAACCAUAUUCCGGUCUUCUUUGUUCGCGACCCCAUUCGCUUCCCCUCCCUGAACAGGAGUCACAAGAGACAUCCUUCAACUAACCGUCCCGAUUGGACAAUGUUCUGGGACUUCCACGUGAACCAACCCGAAAGUGUUCAUGCUUUGAUGCAUCUCUUCGGGUCCCGAGGCAUCCCUGAUUCGAUUCGUCGGGUCACUGGCUUUGGUGUGCAUACUUUCAAGAUGGUCACUGCUGAUGGUCGAUUCCGCUAUUGCAAAUUCCACUUCCGGCCCGUUGACAACAUCACCCAUUUCUCGAAAGAAGAGGCCACUCGCAUGGCCGGUGUGAAUCCCGACUUCCAUAACGAGGAUUUGUGGGGUGCCAUCUCUCGCAAACAGUACCCUGUCUGGAAGCUCUAUGUUCAGGUCAUGGAACCCGAACAGGCUGUGAACUAUGGUCGUGGUCUUUUUGACAUCACCAAAGUCUGGUCUCAUAAGGAGUUCCCGCUGAUCGAGGUUGGCAAGAUGACUCUUAACAAGAAUCCCGAGAACUAUUUUGCCGAAAUUGAGCAAGCAGCAUUCUCACCUUCGAAUAUGGUACCCGGCAUUGCGAUGACUCCCGAUCCUAUGUUGCAAGCUCGUAUGUUCGCUUACCCUGACGCCCAGCGGUACCGUCUGGGAGUCAACUACACCCAACUCCCAUCCAACCGCGCCGUCUGCCCUGUCUACGCUCCAUAUGAGAGAGACGGCAUGAGCGUCCACACUCGCAACUAUGGCGGCGAUCCCAACUACGUGCGUAGUACCUUGAGCCCCGGUAUUCCCAGCCAGGUGACUUCAGAUGUGCGACACACCGAGCCCAUUGAACGCUUUGCUGUCUUGGGCCAAAACGAGAUUGCAGUUGAUGAUGAGGACUAUGUGCAGCCUCGAGAGCUAUGGAAUAGAGUUUUUGAUGAGAAUGAGAGGAAGCAAUGGGUUGAGAAUGUGUCGGAGACUUUGGAGGCUGUCCCUGCUGAGUUGAGACAGGCUGUUAUUGCGAUGUUUAGCAAGGUCGACUCCCGUAUUGGACAGUUGAUGACGGCUAAGGGUAAGGAGAUUUCGCAUCUUUGA
Molecule: messenger RNA, 1473 nt
Organism: Penicillium subrubescens
Lineage: Eukaryota; Fungi; Ascomycota; Eurotiomycetes; Eurotiales; Aspergillaceae
Product: catalase
Exons: 7
Coding region: 1-1473 (490 amino acids)
Biological process (GO): hydrogen peroxide catabolic process; response to hydrogen peroxide
Cellular component (GO): cytoplasm; peroxisome; mitochondrion
Molecular function (GO): heme binding; catalase activity
Source: RefSeq, a predicted model, not a curated record